Messenger RNA from Hyla sarda, 2430 nucleotides. It is a transcript of the gene BOP1, whose product is annotated as BOP1 ribosomal biogenesis factor. The transcript is spliced from 16 exons. The record is from RefSeq and is a predicted model, not a curated record. Gene Ontology annotation, molecular function: protein binding; ribonucleoprotein complex binding. Bases 226 to 2328 code for a protein of 700 amino acids. Gene Ontology annotation, biological process: ribosome biogenesis; maturation of LSU-rRNA from tricistronic rRNA transcript (SSU-rRNA, 5.8S rRNA, LSU-rRNA). Gene Ontology annotation, cellular component: preribosome, large subunit precursor; PeBoW complex. Lineage: Eukaryota; Metazoa; Chordata; Amphibia; Anura; Hylidae.
GCAGUACACAGCCUCCGUACACCCACCUUCUCCUCAGGCUUCCUCACCUUAUCCCGUCAGCACAGCCGCCAUGUUGCUACUCUCCUGCCACUACUAAGAUGGAAGACAGUGACUUCCGUCGGGCCAGUGGGCGGGGUUGCGGGCGGACGGUCACUUCCGGUUUCCCGGCAACUGAAAAACGUGUUCACCGAGAAACGUGACGGAGCGGACGGAGAGCAAAAGACGAUGAAGAGGCGGAGCGAGGAGAACCGGGAGCCGGAGGCGCUGCUCGGAGGAGACGGUGUGAUGAGUGACGGAGAGGACACUGACCUGAGUGACAGCGAGGAGAGCCAAUACUCUGGGCUGGAGGAUUCUGGGAGUGACAGCAGCGAUGAGGAGAAGGAAGAGGUGGAGCCUGAGGACAAGGUUCAACAGGAGAAGACUGAUCAGGAACCCGCAGGGAGCAAUGAGUAUGACCAGGACUCCUCUGAUGAAGAGGACAUCAGGAACACGGUGGGGAACAUCCCCAUGGAAUGGUACAAGGAGUUCCCUCAUGUCGGCUAUGACCUGGAUGGGAAGAUGAUAUUCAAACCACUGAGGAAUAAGGACCAGUUGGAGGAAUUUCUGGAUAAAAUGGAGAAUCCAGAUUAUUGGAGAACGGUUCAUGAUAAGAAGACCGGUCGGGACAUAAAACUGACUGAUGAGCAGGUGGAUCUGGUUGACCGUCUGCAGCGGGGACAGUUUGGAGAUGUGAACUUUGACCCUUACCAGCCAUCGGUGGAUUUCUUCACCCAUGAGACCAUGAUCCAUCCAGUCACCAACCGACCAGCAGACAAGAGGAGCUUUAUUCCAUCCCUCAUCGAAAAGCAGAAGGUCUCCAAGUUGGUUCAUGCCAUUAAGAUGGGUUGGAUACGUCCCCGGAAGCCUCGAGAUGACACCCCAAGUUACUAUGACCUUUGGGCUCAAGAGGAUCCCAACGCCAUCCUGGGGAGGCACAAAAUGCACGUUCCAGCUCCGAAGCUGCGUCUCCCGGGACAUGAAGAAUCGUACAACCCCCCUCCGGAGUACCUGAUGACCGAGGAGGAGAAAUUGGCUUGGGAGCAGCAGGACCCUGAGGACCGGAAGUUACCCUUCAUUCCCAAGAAGCACUGUUCCCUGCGCGCCGUUCCUGCAUUCUCCCGCUUCAUACACGAGAGAUUUGAACGCUGCCUGGACCUGUACUUGUGUCCCCGCCAGAGGAAGAUGAGGGUCAAUGUAGAUCCUGAGGAUCUGAUCCCUAAGCUGCCCAAACCCCGAGAUCUGCAACCAUUCCCAACGACACAGUCCAUGGUUUACCGUGGACACAAGGAUCUUGUUCGCUGCAUCAGUGUCUCUCCCUCCGGUCAGUGGAUCGUCUCAGGCUCUGACGAUUCCACCAUCAAGUUCUGGGAAGUUUGUUCCGGUCGUUGUAUGAAAACUGUUUCUCUGGACGGAGCCGUGAAAAGCGUCAGCUGGAACCCCAAUGCCUCCCUGGUGCUGGUGGCUGCGUGUGUGGAGCGCACAGUCUUUGUCCUGAACCCCGGCCUUGGAGAUCGUCUUCUCUGCAGUUCCACAGACCAGCACUUGGAGGCGUACCAGGCCCCGGAGGAGCAGAACCAGCAGCCGGUCACCUGGGUGGCAGCAGAGGGGGCAGAUUUCGAGCAGGGACUGCGGCUCCGGAUUAACCACGAGAAGGCAGUGAAGCAGGUGACGUGGCAUGGUCGUGGGGAUUAUUUUGCGGUGGUUCUCCCUGAUAAUGGGAAUUCCCAGGUUCUUAUCCACCAGCUCAGCCGCAGACGCAGCCAGAACCCGUUCCGCAAAAACAAAGGUCAGGUCCAACGAGUCCAGUUCCACCCCACCCGCCCCUUCUUUUUCGUGGCCACGCAGCGGUGCAUCCGCGUUUACAAUCUGCUGAAACAGGAGCUGAGCAAGAAGCUGCUCGCCAACUGCAAGUGGAUCUCCAGCAUCGCCGUCCACCCUGCAGGUGACAAUCUGAUCUAUGGAAGCUAUGAUUCUAAGUUGGCCUGGUUUGACAUGGAUCUCUCCACGAAGCCUUACAAGGUUCUCAGACACCAUAAGAAGGCUCUGAGAGCCGUGUCCUUCCACAGACAGUACCCGCUCUUUGCCUCUGGAUCGGAUGAUGGUAGCGUCAUCGUGUGUCACGGCAUGGUCUACAAUGAUCUCCUCCAGAAUCCUCUCAUUGUUCCCGUAAAAGUCCUGCGGGGUCAUCAUGUCACACGGGACCUGGGCGUCUUGGAUGUCAUGUUCCACCCUACUCAGCCUUGGGUCUUCUCUUCUGGAGCCGACUCCACCAUCCGGCUCUUCACAUAACCAGAGCGGCGGAAUGAUGGAGGCAGCGCGGAGUUCUUCUGUACAUACACAUCUGUCACCCCAGAGUCUUUGUUUUAUAAUAAAACUUCUCUUGGCCCCUUG